Molecule: messenger RNA, 731 nt
Organism: Nilaparvata lugens (brown planthopper)
Lineage: Eukaryota; Metazoa; Arthropoda; Insecta; Hemiptera; Delphacidae
Product: larval cuticle protein F1
Exons: 2
Coding region: 185-505 (106 amino acids)
Source: RefSeq, a predicted model, not a curated record
GGGUACUGCAUUGGUGGAGUGACCAUCCUGGUCCAUUCAUCGUCUGCUGUGGAGGUCGAUUCGAGGAGUGGUCCACACACUCUACUAGUAUAAAGCCUCCCGCUCGGCCAGCUAUCAGCACAGUUGUUCUCAGUUCUCGUUUGCAAGUGAUCCUUUCGUGGACAACUCAACCCUCUACAGCACCAUGUCUGCCUACACAGUGUUGAUCGCCCUGGCCGCAGUCCUAGUGGCAGUGUCAGCCGCCCCCGGCGCAGUGGUGCCCGUGGUGCCUGUGGUGCACGCCGCCCCUGUUCCCGUGGUGCACGCCGCACCAGUCGUCGUCAAGCACCAUGCACCAAUCGUGCCCGUUGUCCACCACGCACCAGUUGUCGUCAAGCACGCUCCCGUCGUUCCCGUUGUGCACCACGCUCCACUUGUCGCCCACCCAGCUCCCGUCCUCGUCAAGCACGCACCAGUUGUGCCAGUCGUCCACCACUCGUCCCACUCUGUCGUUGUCCACCACUAAGAGAGGACCACAACUGUCAUCUGUCGGCGGCCCGCUCUGUCGUUGACCCACUCUGACGGCGGCCCACUCUGACGUUGUCCACCGCUGAGAGAGGACCACGAGAGAAUGUCACCGAGUUGACACUUCAUCACGCCCACCUUCUUGCCUGCCAUACACACUUGUAAAUUCGUCUUCCUUCUCCAUAAAUUAUUUUUCUACAGUCAAACAAUAAAUACCUGUCACACAA